AUGGAGUGGAGUGGACGACUGGACAGCGACGACGAUGAUGAUGAUGAAGAUGAUGGUGUUAGAUUCCUCCACCGUGAUCAGGAGCUUGUCGAGGAGGUUGGGUUGGGAUCUACCGACGCGAACUCGGACGCAGACGCUGACGCUGAUGUGGAUUCGAACGUGGAAGAGCGGAGGGGUUGA
Messenger RNA from Psilocybe cubensis, 180 nucleotides. RefSeq lists its product as uncharacterized. The record is from RefSeq and is a predicted model, not a curated record. NCBI's taxonomy places the organism in Eukaryota, Fungi, Basidiomycota, Agaricomycetes, Agaricales, Agrocybaceae. The transcript has 2 exons. The coding region runs from base 1 to 180 and encodes 59 amino acids.